Malaclemys terrapin pileata is the source of this 4279-nucleotide messenger RNA. RefSeq names its product apelin receptor (gene APLNR). The record is from RefSeq and is a predicted model, not a curated record. Lineage: Eukaryota; Metazoa; Chordata; Testudines; Emydidae. Bases 287 to 1411 code for a protein of 374 amino acids. Gene Ontology annotation, cellular component: membrane. Gene Ontology annotation, biological process: immune response; G protein-coupled receptor signaling pathway. Gene Ontology annotation, molecular function: G protein-coupled receptor activity. The transcript has a single exon.
GAAGGAACAGCUGCCUGUGUGUGAGACAGAGAGAGAGCAGGGAGGGCUCUGGCCACAUCUGUCUGAGGCUUAAGGAAGGAAGGCGAAGAGAAGAGAAAUGAGCUGAGUGAAGAUUAGGACUUAGGCUAUCUCCCCAGCGCCAACAGCAAGGACGUGGCUGGGAAGUCAGGGGGACUUAGAACAUUUGCCCCGUAGACCCAGGUCCCAGCAGAACCACAGAGUCUGAGAGACCUUCGGGGCCAGAAGAAACUCCUCUCUCCCAGCAUCCUUCUGGUAUCCCUGAGGCAUGGAGGAGCAGCUGGACUGGGCAGCCUAUGGCGAGAACCUGACGGGCGACUGUGAGUACGAGGAAUGGAGCCCGUCCCUGGUGCUCCUCCCCACCAUCUAUCUGCUGGUUUUCCUGCUGGGCACCAUAGGCAACGGCUUGGUGCUGUGGACCAUCUUCCGCGGAGGGCAGGAGAAGCGGCGCUCGGCCGACACCUUCAUUGCCAACCUGGCCAUGGCUGACCUGACCUUUGUAGUGACCCUGCCACUUUGGGCUGCCUACGCCUGGCUGGGAUACCAUUGGCCCUUCGGCUCCUUCACAUGUAAGCUCAGCAGCUACCUAAUCUUUGUCAACAUGCACGCCAGCGUCUUCUGCCUGAUGGGCCUCAGCAUUGAUCGCUACUUGGCCAUCGUGCGGCCCAUGGCUAAUGCCAAGCUGAGGUGGAGGGCCAGCGGGCUGGUGGCCACCAUUGUCCUCUGGACCUUGGCGGCCAUUUUGGCCUUGCCAGCCAUGAUCCUCCGGCAGGCAGCGGUGCUAUUGGGAGAAACCAAGGUGACAUGCUAUAUGGACUACUCAGGCGUGGUGGCCAAUGGGACUGAGGGGGCAUGGGAGGUGGGGCUGGGCCUGUCCUCCACCAUGCUGGGCUUCGUGGUCCCCUUUGUCGUCAUGCUGACCUGCUAUUUCUUCAUCGCCCGCACCAUCGCUGACCACUUCCGGAAGGAGCGCGGUGAGGAGCUGAGGAAGAGGAAGCGACUGCUGAGUAUUAUCAUCGUGCUGGUGGCCACCUUUGCCUUCUGUUGGCUACCCUACCACCUGGUGAAGACCAUCUACGUGCUGAUGGACCUGGAGGUGAUGCCCUGGUCCUGCGGCUUCCAUGCCUUCCUCAAUAACUUGCACCCCUACUGCACCUGUGUGGCCUACAUCAACAGCUGCCUCAACCCCUUCCUCUAUGCCUUCUUUGACCCUCGCUUCCGGCAGGCCUGUGCCGCUGUCCUGUGCUGCAGCCGGGGGCGCUGGCCGGGGUCCAGCAAGGACAAGUCAGCCAGCUACUCCUCCAGCCACAGUCAGAACCUGCAGGGAAAGGGUGGGGAGCUGCCACAGGAGAAACUGGGUCCAGGCAGGCAGGAAACUCUGCUCCGAGGCUAAGAGAAGGGGGAUGACAUGGACCCGCCUCUGGGGACAUCAGGUAGAGUGAGUCCUCCUCUGCUGUCACUCUGUCUUUCAUUGCUUCUCUCACUCCUUCUUUCAUACUUUCUUUUCUCUCUCCAUCACUGUCUCCCUCUUUCACCCUUCACCAUCUCUUCCAUUUCUCCUUCUCUUUCUCCAGCUCUCUCUUGGAAUUGCUUCUCCCUUGUCACAGGCCUUGUGCAGAUAAAGCAUUCCCAAGGCCUGUGGCUACCCUGCAGAAGCUCAGCUUAACCCUUCCAGGCACGGACUGUCCGCUAGGGGCAUGUCUACACUGCGGCUGGGAGAAGCCUCCCAGACCUACCCACCCAAGGAUGGAUCCCAGAGCUCUGGUAGGCUUGUGCCUGGGUGGCUACCCAGGCCGCCAUCCACUCGGCAAUGGCCACUCACCUAGCCUUGUCUGUCUCCCCAGCUGCAGUGUAGACAUAUCCUAAAGCAGCAGUUCUUAACCAGGGCUGCAGGUUUCAGGGGGUCCGCCAAGCAGGGCCAGCAUUAGACUCACUGGGGCCCAGGGCAGAAAGCCAAAGCCCCACUGGCCCGAGCCCUGCCAAUCGGGCCUCAAGAGCAGCUUAGCUUCGCAGGGCCCCCUGUGGCCUGAGGCCCUGCGCCAUUGCCCUGCUCGCUACCCCCUAAUGCAGAAAAACAGCUGCGGCACAUAUGGGCCGUGGAGUUUUUAUAGCACGUUAGGGGAGCCACAGAAAGAAAAAGGUUGAGAACCCCUGCGCUAAAGGGCUCAUGACCUGGAGGCAGACAGCCCCAGGGAUGAAGGGUUUCUGCAUUUCUGCAUUCCCGUCCCUUCCCGCCCCCCGCACACCGCCUUCCCUCGCAGGGCCAGCCCUGGUCACUGGCUGGGCAUUGGGGGUGUGGCGUUAGUUUUGUGGUGUUGGGGGCUGGAAGACCCCCCCCAAAUAACCAGCCCCUAAUGUACAUAGCCCGCCCUCCCGGCUCUAGAGUUAGCCUAAACUGCACAGUGUCUCAUGGCUGGAGGGAAAGGUUGGCUGCCUGAGACACUGGCUCCUGUCCCCCUGAUAAUUCACUCUACCCUUUGUCUGCUGUGGUGGGGUGAGGGGGAGGAGGAAGAGUCUGCAACCCCCACCCCCAUCCCCGCCCUCCUCCCCCUCUCUCUUAAUGCCUCGGUCAAUACCCAGACCCACAAGAUGUUGGAAGCAAUUCUUCCCCCAGCUGGGUGGGGCCAGUGGGGAUGCUGUUAACCGUGGGAUCGCCCCCUUUCCCCCAUACAUUGCCUUUACUGAGAGCCACCCUCACCCAGCCCCUCCUCCUUUACAUCACCCACCCACCCAGGAUCCCCUGCUGGGCUUGUUUCAUCUGGGGGUGAGUGUGGGCCCCAGAGCCACGCCAGGCUCUGUCUGUGUGUGUGUGGGGCGGAGGCGUAUGUGUCCCACUUCAGCCAUGAUGUGAGAGGAGGAGGAAAUCAUCUCACAAUGGAGGAAAAAGAGGGGAUGGGAGGCAGGAGGGUCCCCCCCCCCCCGAUUUUGAAAUCCAAGCUGCUGCUCCCUCAUGGUCCUGUGUUUAUUCACCUGCUCGCCUUCACCCACAUGGAAAAAAAGACUGUGAGGAGGUUAACAGGGGUCACGGCUCACAUGUCGCCUUCUUCCCUCUGCUCAGAUAGCCUUAGCCACAAUUCCAAAGCAGCUCAGAGGAUGAGCAUGCAGGGAACUGCCCUCCCAUAGCCUGUCUCCCGGAAGGAGGGGCUUUGGUUUGAUUGCGGGGGGGGGGCUAUAUAGAUAUAUAUUGCUCUUGCUUGUUAACCAAUCCCUGAUAAUAAUACUUGGCCCUUCUCAUCAGCAGAGUGCAAAGAGCUUCCCAAGAUAGGUUACUACCAGGUGGGGAAACUGAGGCACAGCUCAAGGACGUGUCUUUCCCAGAAUCACCUAACAGGCCAGACGCAGGAAUAGCACCCAGGUUGCCAGUGUCCCCAGGCACUGCUCUACUCACUGCCCAUGCCCUGAGUCCGAUGGACUAUGGGAGAAGCUGUGUAAGAAGAGCAUUGUGGGGAGCGAGGGGUGGGCAGUUUUGCUAUUCAGUCUGGGCUGUGGCAGGGGAGGGGCCAGUGGGUCACUGGCCACGUGUCCCUUUUCCGGGUGAGGGGCUGAAGGGCCAGGGAAGUGGACGGAAGGGCCAGGUCGGCUAGUGACCAAUGAUUGCCGAGGAGCAGGAGGUGGAACAGCAACAGGAAAGCUCCGAGGUUGUAGCCGCUCCCGUAGGAUGCUGUGGAUUUGUUGGGCCUCCCUACCCCCCCCCCCCCGCCGGCCUCUCAGGACCAUGCUAGAAUAAGGCCUGGGGCUGAGGUGCUGUGGCCGCAUCCCUCUUCAUCCAUAAGGGCUCUGGAGGGACUCUGGACAAAUAAGAGCAGUCCCUGACCUGAGCCAGUCCUUGGGGAGUGGUGAAGACUCUUGGCUCUCUACAGAUCCACUGAGACUGGAGAAGGUGUCCCAGGGACGGUGGGCAGCUCCAUUUGAACUAGAGCCUGGGUAAAAACAGGUCAUCCCCAGCCUUUUCUCCUUUGGGACACAGCUUCCACAGUUUGGAAGACCCCAGAGCACACAAGCAACCUGUAUUUCCAAGUGGACAUCUGGUGACAGAAGAGAGGCCACAAUCCCCUGGCGAGAUCUCCAGGCCAAAUAUUGUUCUGGGCUGACCUGGGAGCAGCCUCACAGCUUGUGGGGGCAUCUCUGGGAUUCUGAGCCCUGCAAGGGCUGCCCCAUCAGAACUCUGAACAAUGGGGUCCGGCUCGGACUAUGGGGUCACUGCUGAGAUGGGGCCACCUCUUGUCAUGCCGAUGCAAGGGGCAGUUGUUGUGUAUGAUGA